UGGUGACGUGCUCGGUAGCAACAUUGAAUCCUGUCGGUCUUGUUUUCAUUUACAAAUAAGAGCAAAUAGUGUAUUGGCUACAUUACAAACAAUUUUAUUAAUUCGUUUAUUACUACAUGCUCUAUUGUUCAUGAAGUUGAUUCUCUACGUUAUUUUCUGGGUGUGUAAAUCGAGAAGGCCGACCCGUCAAUGCAGUGCAACCCAAGUUUUUUUUUUUUUUUUUUUUUUUAAACCCAAACUACUAAGAGGCAAUCGGUUGUCUUUGUUUAAAUGCCGGAAUAGUGAUUGACUUUUAAUUGUCAGUGCAGACGAACACAAUGGCUUCUGAGGGAGAACAUUGUUGCUCGUGCUGCAGCCCUCCUGUUUCUCCCAGUGUUCACCAGACAGUGAAUGAGAUGGAUUUUGAACGAGGUAUCUGGUCUGCCGCCAUGGAUGGAGACUUGAAGAGGGUCCAGUCCCUAAUCCAAAAAGGCAUCCAUCCAAACAUCAAAGACUCAGCAGGAUACACAGCUCUACACUACGCAAGUCGCAACGGCCAUCUCACUGUAUGUGAGUUUCUUCUUGAGAAUGGUGCUUGUGCAUCUCCUCAGACGCCAGGUGGUGGCACUCCCCUCCAUCGGGCAGCAUUCUGCGGCCGUGCGGAUGUCGUAAGAUUGCUGCUGCACUGUAAAGCUGAUCCGAUGACCUUUGAUGACGACGGUGCAUCUCCUCUACACAAGGCUGCAGAACAAGGUCAUGAAAAGGUGUGUCAGCUGCUUCUUGAGGCCUGUCCUGCACUUUGCAGCCAGAAGAACAAGAGGCUACAGCUACCCUGCCACGUGGCCCCUCAAGAACAUUUGCAGAAGCUCCUAACACAAUUCCUGUAACAAUACACAGGUAGUUGAGCACCACCUGUUCAACAAAGCAUCAAAGCGAGGUCAGCACACUCCGACGUCCCGAGACCAGAUGAAGAUUCUGUGCCUUGCCCAAAGGCAACAUGACCAUGACAAGGAGGCAGAAGUUGCACUACCCCAGAAACCAGUCCUGAUUACCCUUAUCUCUGUUUUUUGGUAUGUGACAAGUCUUGAACUGGCCAGGUCCCCAAACACUGAGUGAAGACCACAUGCAUUGUGAUCGGUACCUCCCUCUUCUAAUGAACUCACAUAGCUUCUGUUUAAAAAACAAAUUUCACCCACAAAGUCUAAAAGUCAACAACAUUCUCAGAUCGUCAUGUCUUAUCACGUUCCACAAUUUCUUUUGUAACAGCAAACGAUACAAUGCCAAAAAAAAUAAAAAUCAAUAGACAUUGUGUAAUGGGUAGAAAAGAAGCUACAUUUAACUCCAGCACAAAAAUGGUGUAAUUGGGCCUCAAGAAAUCAUAUGUUAUGGCACGGAUAGUACAAAGUGUUGUUUGGCGAUACUACCUUUUCUAUGAUCCCAGUGUAUGAUCUAUUGUUGCAUGUUUAAAAGGUACAUCACCCCACAUUUAGCAUUUCACUUCGAUACUGUAUGUUUGCAUUAAAAUGAGCUUAAGUAGUCUUUUGUGGCUGGUAGCAGGAUGCCAAGCAGCAGGGGGAGCCAUCAACCUAAAAGGACAGAGGCGCUUUCAGACAAACCAUGUGGCGUGACCUCAUUCAUCCUCCUUGCAUGUGCUUAGAAAACUAGUCGGUCAGUCUGAAAGACCAUAAAACGUCAGUGUGGCUGCCACAGCUGAUUUUAACACAUAGGGAAGGUAACUAAACAGCAACAUUUGCAAAAGCCAUUUUACAGGUUGACGUUUAUUUUCCAUUUGACGUUCAGAUUUUAAUCGAGUGUUUCCAUGAUGCCAAAACCUACACAUGCCAUAAUUCUCCAGUAACCUUCUGUUUUUGAAUGACUAUUUGCUACAUAUGUCAA
This is a messenger RNA of Phycodurus eques (leafy seadragon), 1875 nucleotides long. RefSeq names its product ankyrin repeat domain 39 (gene ankrd39). Gene Ontology annotation, molecular function: protein binding. Lineage: Eukaryota; Metazoa; Chordata; Actinopteri; Syngnathiformes; Syngnathidae. Bases 318 to 866 code for a protein of 182 amino acids. The transcript has 4 exons. The record is from RefSeq and is a predicted model, not a curated record.